Molecule: messenger RNA, 1916 nt
Organism: Vigna radiata var. radiata (mung bean)
Lineage: Eukaryota; Viridiplantae; Streptophyta; Magnoliopsida; Fabales; Fabaceae
Product: DDB1- and CUL4-associated factor 8
Exons: 6
Coding region: 142-1641 (499 amino acids)
Cellular component (GO): cytoplasm; Cul4-RING E3 ubiquitin ligase complex
Molecular function (GO): protein binding
Source: RefSeq, a predicted model, not a curated record
AUGAUAGCACAGGGCGAAACCCAGGCCCACUCUCUCGCACAGAUAUAACACUCUGUUCUCCCAUCACUCCCUUUGUUUUGUUCCAUUCCUCUGCAACCAAACCUAUCUAUCUAUUUCUUGUUCCUCCUCUUCAAGGAUAGGAUGAACAAGAGGCCUAUAACCGCCGUCUACAAGGCCAUUCCCGAUCUCUGUCAUCGAGAACUCGGCCAUCUACCUCCCAGAAAUUUCGCUCUUCGACUUGGCGCCUCUGAGGAUCUUGUUCUUCGACUUGAUGUGCUCAGGAAACUGCACAAGCACAGAGGUUGUGUCAACACUGUCAGCUUCAAUACUGAUGGGGACAUUCUGGUGUCCGGUUCUGAUGAUUGGAGGGUUAUUCUCUGGGACUGGGAAACUGGCCGUAUCAAACUCUCUUUCCAUUCUGGUCACAAUAACAAUGUUUUCCAGGCCAAGAUCAUGCCCCACUCUGAGGAUCGAAGCAUUGUCACCUGUGCUGCUGAUGGACAGGUUAGACAUGCUAAAAUUCUUGAAAAUGGAGGAGUGGAAACUAAGUUUCUGGCCAAGCAUCAAGGAAGGGCUCAUAAAUUGGCUAUUGAACCCGGUAGCCCUCAUAUAUUUUAUACAUGUGGUGAAGAUGGAUUAGUACAGCAUUUUGAUCUGAGAACUGGGGUCGCUACAGAACUUUUUACAUGCCAGCCAAUCCAGGAUAGAUGGAACUAUAUGCCAGUCAUCCAUCUUAAUGCUAUUGCAAUUGAUCCAAGGAACCCAAAUCUCUUUGCCGUUGCUGGGACUGAUGAAUAUACUAGACUCUAUGAUAUUCGCAAAUAUAAAUGGGAUGGAUCUACUGAUUUUGGUCAACCAACCGACUUCUUUUGUCCUCCUCACUUGAUUGGUGACGAGCGGGUUGGAAUAACAGGCUUGGCCUUUUCUGAACAAAGAGAGCUGCUUGUGUCAUACAAUGACGAGUUUAUUUACCUUUUUACCCAAGAUAUGGGUUUGGGACCCAACCCUGAACCUGGGUUUCCUAAAUCUAUGAAUUGUGAUGCAGGUGAACUUGGAUUUAGUCAUGGAUCCGUGUGGUCUCAAUCCAACAUGGAUGGCGAUGAAAAAAUCACCCCGCAAGUAUUUAAGGGACACAGGAAUUGUGACACAGUUAAGGGUGUUAACUUUUUUGGACCCAACUGUGAGUAUGUGGUGAGUGGGUCGGACUGUGGUCGGAUAUUUGUAUGGAAAAAGAAAAGUGGUCAGCUUAUUCGUGUCAUGGAAGCAGAUAAGCAUGUUGUGAAUUGCAUUGAGUCUCAUCCUCAUACAAUGGUUCUUGCAAGCAGUGGUAUUGAGCAUGACAUCAAGAUAUGGACUCCAAAGGCCCUUGAGAAAGCUACUCUGCCCAAAAUUAUUGAGCAGAAACCGAAGGCUAGGGGCUGGAUGUACCGGAUAGCAUCUCCUGAAGACUUGAUGUUGCAACUGUUAUCACUUCCAAGACGAAGGCUUAGGACAGAAAACAAUGGAGAAAACUCAACUACAGAUCGAGACCUUCUACAGUUGAUACUGACAUUCAAUGCCAAUAGUGACAGUUCUAAUGAUGAUAAUGAUGAUGAUGAUGAUGAUGCAGAUACAACCAGUCAAGAUGACUUGUUCUGUUAGUUGAGAGCUACAUAUCGGUCAAAACUUGGCCAUUUUAGCAAAUUGUAAAUAACAUAGGAUAAACAGUUACUGUUGACUGGAAUAUUGCAUACUGUCUAAACAAUAUUCUACGUACAAUUGCCCUCCAAAUUUAUUUGUUGCCAUUUUUUUUUUAAUGAGUUGUCUUUGUUCUGCUCACAGAUUUUAUUUUUCUAUGCUGUGUGACUUGUAUUUUUAUUCUGUAUCGAGUUAUUAUUUGCAGAUGAUGGGAAUGGUGACUUACAGAGCUUCUAGUA